This is a messenger RNA of Penicillium samsonianum, 246 nucleotides long. RefSeq lists its product as uncharacterized. The transcript has 3 exons. The coding region runs from base 1 to 246 and encodes 81 amino acids. NCBI's taxonomy places the organism in Eukaryota, Fungi, Ascomycota, Eurotiomycetes, Eurotiales, Aspergillaceae. The record is from RefSeq and is a predicted model, not a curated record.
AUGCUGAUUGGCGAUAUACAAAUACUCAACAAGAAACCAAACUGGUGGGCGGAAUUCCGGCACCCCCUUGAUGCUCGAUUUCGUCACUAUCAUGCAUCGAGCGCCGCAGUGUCCGGUGGCGCUCCCCAGUCUUCGUCCAACGCUGAAUUGCCAGGCCAACGAGCAGAGCGAAUGAUCUGUUCAGAAAACAUGCACGCGACUGCCCCACAGACCAAGUCGUCAUCCUGUCGUCCUUCUGCCGCGUAA